This is a messenger RNA of Rhinocladiella mackenziei CBS 650.93, 1077 nucleotides long. RefSeq lists its product as uncharacterized. The record is from RefSeq and is a predicted model, not a curated record. The transcript is spliced from 2 exons. Bases 1 to 1077 code for a protein of 358 amino acids. NCBI's taxonomy places the organism in Eukaryota, Fungi, Ascomycota, Eurotiomycetes, Chaetothyriales, Herpotrichiellaceae.
AUGGAUUCUUCCAAAGAUCUAUCCUUUCCUCCGGCAAGCGAAGUACCUCUUCAUCGCAUUGCGCCUCUCGCUCCUACACAAGAACUCGCGUAUCGCAAGAAAUGCAUUCAACUAAAACGACGGCUCGCCGAAAUCGAGGCCAACAACGACGCGACCCGCAAAAGGAUAAUCCAAGAGACUGAACACGUCCAGAAAAUGCGAAUCCUACGCGCCAUCCUUCUGAACCACCUCAAUGAGAUCAUGAGUGCUCCAGCUAAGAAAUUGACGCCAGAGCAACUUGAGAAGAUCGGUGUACUGGCCAACGGGAGCGGCAACGUGGCUGAGUUAGCUGGCAGCGGCAUAUCCAAGGACCUAAUACCGACAAGACCUCAAGGAGAAGGUCUGCUGGACGACAGCUCCGAAGAAAGUGAAGAGGACGAACCUGAACCUCUAGAGCGACCAGAACGAAGAAGAAGGGCGAACAACACCUACCGCGAAACGAUCAUGAACACCAACACCCCCAGCGAAUCUCUGUCAACCAUGUAUCAACAGACUGCUCUUCCAAAUCUGGCCCCUGCAACUUCAUUCUCAGUUGCACCCCACGACCCUGCGAUGCUGACGUCUUCUUUCCGUGUCUCCUCUACCACCCCACAAGCUGUCGGAUCCCAAGGCGCUCAGCAUCAACAUGGAGGAGACUCACGCUAUGCACAAUCUUCCCCCAUUGCGGUUAAUCAGCACUUGGGCAUGCCAUAUCAGGGACCCAAUCAAACCCGAGCAACUAGUAUCUCCUCCAACAAUGUUGAUGCUAAUGGCCUCGGACGUUCUCCAGCCGUAAACAUGAGGCCGGAACGACCGGAACCUCCUUAUGUUCAAUUCACGAUGCAUAUGAGACCCCAACUCGAAGCAGAUAACUACCCUCCUGAGCAAAUCCCCGGCCGCAUUCAGUCAGAGUGGGACGGAUUGAGUGCCGAAAAUAGAAAACUGUGGGACGACAGAUAUCAGGAUCAAAUGCGAGAAUACACAGCGGCAAUGGAUGCUUACAAGAGAGCCACGAGGCGUGAAGGAUCAGGCGGUGGUUUUGCAUCCAUCAACUCAUAG